Molecule: messenger RNA, 2070 nt
Organism: Aspergillus oryzae RIB40
Lineage: Eukaryota; Fungi; Ascomycota; Eurotiomycetes; Eurotiales; Aspergillaceae
Product: sodium:solute symporter family protein
Exons: 12
Coding region: 1-2070 (689 amino acids)
Biological process (GO): urea transmembrane transport
Cellular component (GO): plasma membrane
Molecular function (GO): urea transmembrane transporter activity
Source: RefSeq, a predicted model, not a curated record
AUGACAGAGCUGACAGCCAGAGGUGGCAAUGACUCUGUCCAACCACCAUUGUCGCAGGCGGUUGGAUAUGUAAUCGUAGUGGUCAUUGGCCUGAUCAUCGCUUUUGUGAUGAUGCUUAUCACAAAGGUUCUCAAGAAGACAACGGGAGAGGACAAUAAGAAGACGGAAAUGUUCAUGACGGCAAAUCGAACUGUUCGAACGGGCUUAACAGCAUCAGCCGUGAUAUCCUCAUGGCUUUGGACAACAGCCAUGCUGGGCUCGUCAUUUGUCGGAUAUGACUAUGGCGUAGCGGGCCCAUUCUGGUUUGCUGCCGGAUGCAGUCCAAUGAUUGUAUUUUUUGCCCUCAUCGGAAUAUCCUGCAAACGCAAGAUUCCAGAGGCACACACUUCACUUGAAGUGGUUAGAAUCCGAUAUGGUCGGACUGCACAUAUUGUCUUCAUGACACUCUGCUUGGUUAACAAUAUCUUCGCUUGUGCUAACAUGCUUCUCGGAGCGGCUGCUGUCAUAUCUGCUGUAACAGGUAUGCACAUUAUCGCUGCCACAUUUCUCCUACCAGUUGGUGUGACCGUCUAUACCUUUGUUGGUGGAAUUAAGGCGACAUUCCUCACCGACUACUUCCACACGGCCAUCAUCCUUAUCAUUGCGUGCUACUUCUCUAUCAAAGCAUUCACAGUUGACGAAGUCGGUUCCAUCGGCAGGUUAUACGACCUGGUUCAAGCUGCCGCGCAAAGACAUCCAGUUUCAGGAAACCAUGAGGGAACAUACUUGACCAUGACAUCUAAAGGGGCGAUGCUCUUUGGGAUCCUGCAUAUAUGCUCGAACUUUGGUCUGGUGAUUAUGGAUACAAGCUAUUUCAUCAAAGCAUUUUCCGCCGCCCCGUCCUCGGUAGUUCCAGGCUACACAAUCGGAGGCAUCGCAUACUUCGCCAUCCCAUGGGCCCUAGGAACCAUCAUGAGCUCCGUAGCCAUCGGACUAGAAAACCAACCAUCCUUCCCCACAUAUCCCAGAAGAAUGACCACAAGCGAAGUCAGCGGAGGGCUCGUCCUACCAUAUGCCGCAAUGACAAUCGCAGGCAAAGGCGGAGCAGCUGCGAUUCUCCUAAUUACAUUCAUGGCCGUCACGUCAACACUUUCAGCACAGGUAAUUGCAGUCAGCUCCAUUCUCAGUUUCGAUGUAUAUCGCGAAUAUUUCAAUCGAAAUGCAUCCGAUCGCGACAUCAUCCGGUCAAGUCACUUUGGUGUGAUCUUUUUCGCCGCGUUCUCCGCCGGAUUCAGUACUAUGCUCCAUUAUGUGGGGAUUGACCUUGGGUGGACUUUAUAUAUGCUCGGAGUCGUAACAUGCCCCGGUAUCUUCCCAAUGGCAUUCACCAUCCUCUGGCGCCGCCAAAGCACCGCAGCUGCUAUUCUCUCCCCCGUCCUAGGUAUGACAACCGGAAUCGGUGUCUGGCUCGGAACAGCCCAGCAUUUCUACGGCUCUGUUUCUGUUUCCGCGACGGGUCAGAUAUUACCAUGUGUGUACGGAACCGUCGCAUCUGCAUUCUCGCCCAUUCUGUACUCCGUCGUUAUCACGCUAGUCCGUCCACAGAACUAUGACUGGAAUGACUUCAAGAAGGAGAAACUUGCCCUAGAACGACUAGAGAGUGAUCUAACGACCGUGCACAGCCACGAUAAAACUAACCGACAGGAGAAGAGAUUGGAAGAAGGUGCCCGACAUACCUCUGCAUUUUAUCCCCAGGAAUUGAAACGAUGGGGUCGUAUUGCGGCAUUUUGGUCUAUCGCGACGUUCCUUGGUCAUUGGGUUAUUUGGCCGUUGCCGAUGUAUGGGUCGAAAUAUGUUUUUGGGAAGGGGUUCUUUUCGGCAUGGGUUGUUGUUGCUAUUAUUUGGCUUUGGGUGACCAUGCUGGUAGCUAUCUUUUAUCCUAUCUUUGAUGGGGGUAUUCAGCAGAUUACACAGGUUUAUCGAGGGUUGUGUGUGGGUAACGGGAGGAAGGAAGCUGUCGGAAAUGAGAGCUCGUCGUCUCCUUCGAUAAGUGAUACGGCUGAGGAGGUGAAGAGAGAAGACCGGACCUAG